AUGGUUCACCCGAUACUUCUACAAUCCUGCUACAGAGUUCAUUCAGAAAACUUUGAGUCUGAAAAUCGGUUGAACCAAAGGUCUCAAUACAGACUGGCUGAAAAAUUUUGCUAUCUGCAGGAGCCGCAUAUUUUGAAUUUUAAGUCUGCGGCUCUUAGGGCAGCGGCACCAGCCUCCUGUGAAGUAAGAUUAAUGUACCUUUCAGCCAUGGUAUGGAGGAACGUAACAUCCCAAGCAAGGGAAUGUCUCUGCGCCCAUGGUGAAAUACUGCUCUCGCUGAAAAAAGGACUCGACGAAAACAGACGGCUCAAAGCGGCGAUAGUACAGGUGUAUGGAUUUGUGGAACUUGUGCACGGAAAUGCGCUCCAUCCUGCAUUAUGUCUCCUAGUCAAGCAACUGGCUCAGGUCUUACCCGUUGCCAUGUUUGCAAUAUGCAUUUUCGUACCCGCCCAGAUGGGGCACUUAUGCGCCAUGGGGGAAAAGUUAAGGGUUCUGAGUGUCCCGGCUCUCUCGCCAGGCCUCUGUUGGUAUAAGCUGUUAUUUCUGCCCUCAAUGGUUCUGAGAAGGAGUCCUCGAGGGAGUAAACGUCACAACCCAACAAGUGUUAUUACCCAGAGAUUGGAUGCAUUCGGCGGUUGUUCGGUGGAGAGGAUGGUGGAAUCCUUGGAGCCUGUUGUUAAAAAGGAAUGUCUACCCAAAAAGGCUUCAAGCUUAACGGUUAAUUCACAACAGGUGCUGCACUGUUUAAAGUCUUUUCCUAAGGGAACUUCUGGCGGCAGAGAUGGUCUCACGCCUGCACAUCUAAGAGACGUUACGUCUUCAAAAUCAGACUCUUCUGAUCUAGUGAAUUUGAUUGCCUCAUUUGUCAACCUGAUUCUAAGCGGGAACUGUCCGCCAGAGGCAACCCUGCCCAUCUCGGUUGGUGGCUUAGGUUUAGAUACCGUGGUGGAUUUAGCACCUUCUGCCUUCUUGGCUUCUGCUGCUGCCACGGUUCCUCUCCAAAAUUUGUUGUUGCCCAGGGAUAAAAUAUAUUCUGACCAUCUCAGAACCCAAGCUGUAAUGGCUGUAAAAAGUGAGUUGGGAUCAUCUUGGUUGAAGGCAGUCCCAAAUUCCGCCAGUGGUACCAGGCUGGACGACUCUUGUGUUCCUGUCAGUUUGGGAAUGAGACUCGGUUUACCCAUUUUAACCGAGUAUGUUUGUUUAUGUGGGGCCAAUGUUGAACCCCUGGGCUACCAUGGUCUUUCGUGUCGAUUGGGCCCUGGUAGACAGGCUCGACACUCGGCCAUGAACGACUUUUUGGUCAGGUGCUUUCAGAGGGCAAACAUACCCACAAUUAAAGAACCCACGGGUCUUAUGGAGGAAGGUAGCCUCAGGCCCGAUGGGUAUACUAUUUCACCAUGGGCGCAGGGACGUUCACUUGCUUGGGAUGUUACGUUCCCUCACACCAUGGCUGAAAGGUAUAUUAAUCUUACCUCACAGGAGGCGGGUGCCGCUGCCUUAAGAGCCGCAGACUUUAAAAAUUCAAAAUAUGCGGCUCUUGCAGAAAGCAAAAUUUUUCAGCCAGUCUGCAUUGAGACCUUUGGUCCAACCGAUGCUCAGACUCAGAGUUUUCUGAAUGAACUCUGUAGCAGGAUUGUAGAAGUAUCGGGUGACCCAUUAGAUAAGAGUUAUGUAAAGCAAUCCUUUUCUAUAUUACUUCAAAAAUAUAAUUCUUUCUGUAUUUUGGAUGGAGCGUUAAAAUACCUGUCUGUGCGAAGCGUUUAA
Helobdella robusta is the source of this 1764-nucleotide messenger RNA. RefSeq lists its product as hypothetical. The transcript has 7 exons. The record is from RefSeq and is a predicted model, not a curated record. Bases 1 to 1764 code for a protein of 587 amino acids. Lineage: Eukaryota; Metazoa; Annelida; Clitellata; Rhynchobdellida; Glossiphoniidae.